AUGAGGGUAAGGAUGCGUGUUCAAGAAUUACAGAAGUACAUUGAAACCCAUUGUCCUGGAGCAUGUGUUCCUGUGGAUCUCCUCAAGAUAGCGAGAAGCAUCUCCAGGCCAAUGAAAGGCAAUCGAACCCAACCACCCAUGAUGCAACAUUACAACCAUUUCUAUUUGGUCCUUGAUGGGGAAUGCUGCCUGGAUCGUCUUUAUGGUGGAUUCUUCUCAGACUGGGUAUGUGGUGGGCAGUGGAAUCGCAUGGUGCAGUUCCUGGCUGUUCUCAUUCAGACAGUCCAUACCAACUCUGUUGAGAUGGCUGUCUUCUUCAAUGGUUCCCUGGAGCAGCCCCGCAUCUCAGAGUGGAUCAAACUCCAGCUUGAUACCAGAAAAAAGAUCAAUUCGGUGCUGAGACACCUGAACAACAAGGCUACCCCACCACCCAAGGUGUGGUGGGUCCCACCAGUUUGCCUGCGAACAUGCAUGCGCAUGGCCCUGAGACAUCUCAAUAUUGCUGUCAUGUCUACCAUGGAAGAUCAUCAUCAGGAAGUUAUUGCCUUUUGCCGUGAGAACAACUUCCAUGGCUUGGUUGGGGAAGAUGUGGAGUAUGCCAUUUUUUGCCCACCUCGAUAUUUUUCUGCUCAGCUGCUCAAGCUCACUUACAAGGGCUCUCUGGAAACCAAAGAAUACAUCAUGGAUGAGUUGUGUAAAAAGAUUAAUAUUCACCCUGAUCGACUGGUGGUCUUGGCUGCCCUGCUUGGUAAUUACUGCCUUACUGAAGAUGAUCUCAGCCAGUUUCACAAGCGCCUGUGUCCCAACUAUGACAACCCCCAUAAGAUACCAUUUGAGGAGCUGAUUGAAGCAGUGGCAGAGUAUGUGCGUAACAGUCCAAGUGUGGAGAAUCUGAAUCAUGUGGGCAUUGAGAUUUUUGGGGCUCCGGAUGACAAACGCAUCCUCAAGCUGAAAGAUGCUGUGCAAUAUUAUGUGAAUGGGACCAAAGAUGGAUUCUUGCGGUAUUGGACUACUAGCUUUGGUCGAGUUCCAUCAUCUCACUACACAUCUGGGCAUGCUGGUCAACCCAAAGGGAAAAUGGGUGCUGGAGACCAUGCUCCUACUCUCAAGUUUGCCUCUGAACUUGCAGAUGGCGAGCAAGGGAGUUUUGGUGCAUAUCAGCAUGCUUCUGGGGGCAGAGGAGUUAAAGGAGACAUUGUUAAAUCACCUGACAUUCAUGUACUAGCAACAGAGUUGCAGCAAAAAUUGCAGCUUGGACAGGGUGAUGUAUCUCAAGUUGAUGCACUGAAUGGAGCCUUGAUAAGCUCAUCCUCUUCAACAUCCACUUCCCCACGCACAACCCCAGAUAUUCCUCAGUCUACUCCACCUCCUCCAACUACUCUCCCUUCUUCUGUUAUUAAGUCAGGUGCAGAGGAUGUGGGGGAGAAGACAGUGCCAACAGAUCCCUUGGGCUUCCCCUUGGCUUCAACUCCAAAAGUUUCCCCCGAAGUCAUGCGAACUGCCAGUGAGAGACAUCAAAAGGGCCUCAUGUCACCAUGGAUUUACCAAAUUCUAACCCAGGGUGAGUUGAAGAUUCCAGUGAUGGUUGAAGAUGAGAACCAUAGGGAAGUGCCAAAUAUUGCUCUCCUGUACCGUCCUGUUCGGCAAAUGGUCUAUGGCAUUAUCUUCAAUCUUCAUCACCAUGAGUUUAUGUCCAAGAAGGCCCAAGAAGAUGGCUCUGAGUAUCAAAUCCCUGACAUCAAAAUCCGAGAAUGGGUGUGGAGUCGAGCAAAUCCUUACCGGCAGCCAGAUCUGGUUGAACCUGUAAAAGUUGGUUGGAAGGUCCCAACUGUACAGAGAUUGUGGUUUGGAGGUGCCCUGGAUGAUAAGAAACGUCGCCUGAGAGCAUUCCUGUCAUGCAUGAGGUCUGAUCGAACAAUCAUGCUCAAUACCAGCUACGUUCCUCAGCAUCUCCUUGUUCUCGCCUGUGUUCUCAGGUACAUCAUGUCAACAUCAGAGCGAGCUAUUUUAAGAAAGCAGGAAUUGGAUGCCUUCAUUGCCCAAGCCUUUUCACCUCAGCUCACAGAUGCCCACUAUCUUCAGGACCUAGAGUUACCUGUGGUGACAAGUCGGGGAGUGCAGCUGGCCUCCAUGUUCAUGAUGGGAGUGGAAUCUGCCUUGUUUGCCAAUGAUGCCUGUGGUGCUCCCAUUCCAUGGCUUAUGUGUUGUCCUUGGCUCUUCUUUGAUGGGAAACUGUUCCAUCAAAAACUGGUCAAAGCUAGUACAGCAAAGAAUCUGAUGGAAGUGUGUGAGGGUCAGUUGGAAAUGGUUGCCAAAGUAGAUCGUUUGAGGCAUGCUGUCUUGGAUGGACUUCAGAUUGAUUUUGCGCCACGCCUACCUGUGUUCCAUCCUCCACCCUUCCCCCAUGGUGGGGCACCACACCCUCCAGACAUGUAUAUGGGUGGCAUGCGAGGCAACAUGAUCCCUGCAGGAGCAGCUCUUUCUGCUCGAGGACGAAUUCGAACCAUGCUUGGUCGUCGAGCCCUUCCUGCACGAGGGGGUCAGCUUGAGAUUGCAGGAGUAGUUGUUGGCCAGUGGGGCCCUAAUUACCCAGGCGGGGGUGGAGGACGUGGCCGUGGCAACAUGUACAUGGAGCCACAGGUACCGGUGAUGGCAGUUGGAGGCAUGAGGAACAUACGGGGGAAUUAUGGUUUCUACCGUCGUCGAGGGAUGGUUCCCUUUGGAAAGAGGUUCACCCCAGGUACUGUUACCAAGAAGCCCAACCCAGUUCGCAAAACAAAGGCCAGUGGAGGGAAGAAAGAUGGAGCCAAUGCCAGCUCUUCAGAUUCCAAUGAUGCCAAGGAGGAAUCCAGUUCCCCAGUGAAGAUAGAAAAUGGCAGUAAGGGAAGGGGUAUCACACUGGAAACUCAAGGCAGCAGCAAGAGUAUUCCACUGUCAGAAGUCCUCAGUGCUGGCGGAGGGAGCAAGGAAAAGUCAAGCGAACCCUCAGCCCAGUUUGAAGACGCUCUGCCAUCUCAUUCGGUGCUCAAUGGCCAUGUGGAUGAUGCUGGCCCCUCCUCAGAUCUCAAGAUUAGCUCCUCAUUUAAUUAAAGAAAAGAACCUUCCCCCCCCCCCUCACCCUUGCUUAGUAAUAUCUUUCUGUCCUGUCCUUCAUUUCUCUCUAGUUUCCUCUCAAGGUAGCUCAUCUCUCCUACACUUGAAUGGACACCUCCCACAAUGUGAAACAAGCCAUGUGCCCUGAAUCCCUGCCGUGCUUCUCUUGGUGAACCACAAACUUGUCUGAUCUUGUGAUAGGAAUGAAUAAGUGUUGAGUGGAUGUGUGGGUGAAUGUGUGGUGUUUCUCAUUUGUUUGGAAUGAGUGUAAUUGUGGCUUGCCUUGGGACCUCUGCUCGGCAGAGUGUAAUGAGGCGAGCAGUUUAGUAGAAGAAAAACAAACUGCCGGGCAUCCCGACGUGGAAUCCAACUGUGAACCCACACUCUCGAGCCUGUGAAACGGAAGCGUGAUAUAUUUUUCUAUGCUUGUUAUUUUGUUACGAGAAAGUUUAUCAUUCACUGUGCUGCAUGUUUGGGCAUAGGCGAGGAGAUGGUGGACAUUAGCUGGUCUUUCUCUUCUCUUGUUCUCACUCAGUCUUCUGUCACAAGUAAUGCCAAUCUGAUUCGGCUUUGCUUGCGAAAUGUCCCACCUUCAUUUGGGAUUUAUUUGACAGUUUCUCAUCUGGGUUCCCUCUGAGAAGAGGAAGAAAGGAAUUGGGGUUUAGUCACAAGUGUUGUACCAUGAAGAAAUUGAUUCCGCUUCGGGGCAAAGGAACGAAGCAAAUCAGAUGAAUUGCCUGACUGAAAUGGGCAUUAUUUGCAAAGAUCCUAGGCUGUCAGUCUGACGCAUGCAGACGAAAAAAUGUAUCAUUUUUGGGUGUGUUCCCAACUGUUGGGUUUCACUCACUUUGCAAAAGCAGUAUAUACUGACUAGCAUCAUGCCUUGUUGCAUGACUUUCAUGAGACUUGCACAUCUUUGUGCUUUCAGGCAAUUGUGGACCACGACUUCUCUGAUGGCAGUCGGAGUUUAUUCUCUCUCCUCUUCGAGUUCCCCCCUCCCCCUUCCUGUCCCUCCCACCCUCCUUUUAGAGUCAUGCAAAUUGAUGGCUGGCAAGGGGCACCUGUAAUUCCUCCAGCAACUUGGAGGAUUCCAUUCAUCCAUCUAUUACCUGUAUCUUGGUAUUCAUGUUACUACAUUAGGUUUAAGGCAUUUUUGGGGAGAGAAAUACUUUUUUUUUGCAUUGAAAAUCCCUUGCCUGACUGAGGCAGUGUUUUUGGAAUGAUUCAUCAAUAUGUUCUCAAAGGAGUUCUAGCGUUUCAAAAAAUUUUUGUUUUCCCUUUUUGCUUUUCUGUUCAUGUUUAUCCAUACACAAAACAAUAGGUUUAGCAUUGGAGACGUGUGUUUGUCAGCCAUUUUCAAGCCCUUAUGGUGUGAGGUGGGCUUUGCUUCUGCACGCAAAUCAUAUUUGGUGUAAAUAUAAUGGAAGAAAUGCCAGGUUUCCCUCUUGAGCAUUGUGUCAACUUCACAGAGAUAAAUUGAGGUAGAACCUGAAGUAAUGGGAUGGAAACACUUCUUCAACUCCUUGCAUUGUAUCAGAGUGUUUCCCAUUUAGGCACUUUAAGGGUAAUUUUAUCACCACUUCAUUGUUGUAAGUUGUAGCUAGGGAUCAUCUCUGAGAGGUAGAUGUUUUCUCCAAUUUCCAUGUAGUCUCUGAUUUUGGCAAGAAUUACCAUCCUUUUUUGGUUUUUGUUCCCUAUUCAUUGCUUCUUUUAGGUUAAGUGUACAGUAAAUGUGCAAAAAUUUGUUGUCUUCUGUUCAUCGCCCCGAAGAUUCAUAUGUUCCAUUUCGCAUGAUCAAAUGGAUACAGAAAUAUCUCCGUUGGAAGUGUUUUUUUUUUUUGGCCAUAUAGCAUCCAGGUGUUUGGAGUUUUUUGGUAUCAUUCAUCCUGGGAUUGUAACCACUAACAUUUACUCCUGUAUUUGAGUGUGAACUGAAAGUGACCAGUAUCAGUUUUUUUUUUUUUCUUCUUUUGCUUGAGGAAUCAGAGUGAAGGAAGAUCAUGGCUGUAAUGUACUUGUAGUAUGAAUAAUCCUGCUGGAAACAUGAUUUUUCUCUCAAUGUACCACUCUUUAGCUAUAUGUAGAGGGCCCCUACCCUUUAUCGAUGAAGUGUCAUGUCGUCUUUGACCUGUCCUCUAGCUCUCUAUCUUUAUAAAAAAUUUGGAUUCUUCUAGUUUGUUUCUCCACCAUCAUGCUGUGGAACGUUGCUGCAAAUGCUGGUCCUCGGAACGCCCCGAUCCGAAGGCACCUAACUACUCUUUCAGUGUGUUCUAGUUCUUUUGAUUGAUCCUUAGUCAUAACAGUGGAUGUAACUUGGUUUCUAUGGAUGGUAAGCAGCUCGUUUUCCCUCUCUUCCUCUGUGGAUGGAUACUCGCCUGAAUUGUGAUGGAUUGAGUAAGGAAUGAAGAAGCAAACUGUGCAUGCCUAUGUCUUGGCUGGAGGUCGGAUUUGGUCUGAUUUUCAUUUUGGCGAGGAACAGUCGGAAUAAAGUUUGGCAUUGUGGUGCAGUUUGCUUCAUUUUCUGUUAAGUAUUGCACUUGAACUUAGCAUAGUGCAAUGAUUCUCAAACCUCCUUUCACUCAAUUUAAACCUCAUCCAGCAUCCAGUGGUAUGUGUACCACAGUUUGGGAACUAC
Darwinula stevensoni is the source of this 5728-nucleotide messenger RNA. The record is from the annotation of a GenBank genome assembly. Lineage: Eukaryota; Metazoa; Arthropoda; Ostracoda; Podocopida; Darwinulidae.